AUGAGUGAGGGUUCAGAUAUCCCAUCGAUAAUUGAGUCGAUCCCGGCACCCCCGAAGAAGAAGAAGGGUAUCAUGAAGUCGAUCGGUCAUGCGCUGUUCGGCAAGAAGAAGAAGAAGGCCGCAAGUCCGUCUUUCGGGACAGCCGACGCCAGUGUCUCGGGUCAGGCCAUGACGGACUAUACUUCGGAAGACGGCGGCCGAGACACGGACGGAGAGGACGACUACCGAAACGACUACCAGAAAGACUACCACCGAGACGACUUGUACCAGAACGUCUACCAAGAUGGCGGCCUUCGCUUCGACCGUCCGGAACAAGGAAUGUUUGCCGGGGAUAGCAGGAGUCCCAUGUUCGGGCAGGAGGGCUCUCCGCUUUCGGAACGCGUGUUCUCUGGGAGGUCGACCUCCGGACACCCACAAUUUGCUGAAGGUGCACCCGAAGGAACCGCCUUAGGCCGAUCCUCCCUGGGCCAGACGUCCUUUGGCCAAGCGUCCUUGGCUGGCGAAGGGGCACCCCCUAUCGGUCAGACACCUUUAGAAGCCAUAUAUGACGACGACCAGCUCCUUGAUAAUCGGGACCACUUACAGGGACCGCUGUUUAAUGUGGACCAGCCAAUCUCCAUUAAGGACGCGAAAAAGAAGUCUGGAAGCAGCGGAUGGUUCAAGGGCGGCAGUGGAAGCAAAAGCAAAGAGAAGAAGAAGGCCGAGAAACGUCUCCAAUACCUCCAGCAGGCAAGGGCGGAUGUUAAUGCUGCCGAGGUUUACGGCCUCAGCAGCGACGCAGUCGUUCUCGCCAGUCCGGAGCUGAUUCAGGCCGAGGAACAGAGGAAAGUCAAUGCCUUGGUGACCGAGACCAAGGAAGGGUUCUUAAGAGCCAUCAAUGAAUUCACCAAGGCGGUAUAUGCGAAGCAUGGAAGGCACUGCAUGUGGAAAGCUGAAAUGAUCAAGGUGAAACACAAUGUACUGAGCAACAAUCAGGCGACCGCCCUACUCCAACAUGUUGUGGAUAAUACCUGGGCACAAAGGCAGGAGUCCGAAGAGAUCGUGGCAGCCAUCGACAUUUAUACCAAACUUGCUAAGGGAGAGUCGUGCACGAUCGACUGGAAGGUUUUGUCUUUCGACGACGCUGCGAGUCUCGCGAAGAUACACAUGCUCAAGGACCAACUAGAGAACUUUGUCCAUCGAAUUUUUGACGAAGACGCCGCUGUUAAAACUCUCGCACACACGUGUGCUAAAUUGAAUUUCGAUGCCGCAGUUGCAGUAGGUUACGAACCUCUCUCCGCCAAUGCGGCCGGGACCAUUGAUUGGGGACCCACUACGACGCCCGGGGAGCUUGUGGACGGUCGCUACGCUGCCGAGCGCGGCUUACCUGACUUACGUGACUAUGCGAACUUGAGAGACGGUUUGACCUUUACUCAGAAGGUUGAUGUUGUUUUGGAUAAGGUAGUUCAGAUGGCCCAGGAGAGUGCUCUUCGUCAGAGCAAUUUAUUGAGCGCUGACUUGGAGAGAUUGUACAGAGACAUGACGGAAAAGAUUUCGAAUUGUUUGGACUACAUUGUUACUCGUCAAGGUAGAGGUAGCAUCACUGCGGCGCCUUUUAAUUCAUUGGAAUUUAAGCUGGGGACCAAUUAUGCGCUGCAUCAACCAAGUAUCAAUUUACCCGGGUAUUCCCCGAGCAGCAGUGACGCGCUAUUUAAUAAGAAAGGGGCAUCGAACGACGAAACGACUCAACUCAUCCGGAGAGUUGCUCUGAGGUCUCGCCCGAGUGGCAAGUGCGCUACCGGAUUGGCGGUCAGUUUCGUGACCCAAGAAUUUUCGGAUUUUGAUCAGUGGCUCAAUGAUUCUUUGCGAUGGCAGACUGUAGAUCUCAGUUUGUCCAAGUCAGUGCGCGACGGACAGACCCGUUUGGAGGCUGUGGCACGCGAGAAGGCUGGGUAUUUGAAGGCCUCAGUGCAAGAGAAGUUGGCGCUCUUGUGGUCUGUGGGUGAGAUCCGGAUAAAGCAGGAGGCGCUGGACGCCGUAGUGGAGCAAAUCGAGGCCCUGGCGUCUUUCGGUGGUCCGGGUAGUGUUGGAGUGAAGCAGACGGAUUAUGAACGAGAGACUAUGGCUCGAGAGGACGCGCUGGGAACAAUGCGGCAGGUGUGGGUUGCUCAGUACAAAGACUACGUGGCAAAACAUGGCGGGUUCAAAACCUCGUUGAAAACCGAACAGGACGUGCGUCAAAUGCACGAAGUCAUUUCGGAGCUGUACCAGACUCUCUGUCGAGACGGGACCGUCAUUGAGGACCUCGAGUUACAAGGCGCUCUCGACUCUCUGGAACAGGAGGUGAAGCAUGCAUCUCAAAAACUGAGUCAGCUCAAGAAAAGCCGACAGUCAGAGGAAACAUCCAUCCGGAAGCAGCUGUCAUCCGCACAGACCAAACGCGAUGCACUCUCGGCCCAGGUCGAGGAGGAGGAGAAGAAGCUCGCCGAUAUGGAGGAACAGAAGAGACAAGGUCUCAGAAUCCAGGAAGAGGUGGACGACCUCAAGGAGAAGAUUGAAGACGCCAAACAGCGCUACAAGGACCUGAAGCAAGAGAUGAAGGCCGGCAAGCUCUUGCAUCGAGACACUAGUGAGCUCGACGUGCUGAGGAAAGAAUUGAGUCGCCAGGAGAAUAACAUCAACAAGGAGCUCGAUCGACACUCGCUCACCGGCGGCAGUGAGCGCCACAAGGGCAAGUGGUUCGGAGGCCUGUUCGAAAAGAAACCGAAAUCGGGCAGCUUGUCGGCGAAGAAUCUGUCUGCACACAACUUAUCUGCGCGGGGGCUGGGACCGUCGGGACUGGCACCGUCGGACUUGGGACAGCCAGAGUUGAGAGAGGAACUGUUUGCGUCCCGCGUCGCCUCGGCUCAGGAGGGCUUUCUGAAGGAUGACGACGCCUCGUCGCCGGACCUGUACUACCUGCCGUCCGGCAGCGCAAGCCUGCCGCCAAAGGGCAGCAGCGCCGUUGACGGGCAUAGUCCCGGCAGCCGCGCUCUGGAGCGUUCGCCGCUGCGGCCUGCGCCGGAUCGGCACGUCCCGCGGCCGAUGGGGAGUCCGCCAGAUAGUUCGGAGAUGGCCACGAGCGGGAGCGUGCUGCUCCCGGGCCUCGCCGGGUCGCAGCCGGGCGGGUCGCAGCCAGGCGGGUCGCAGCCAGGCGGGUCGCAGCCAGGCGGGUCGCAGCAGGCGGAGGGGGUGCUGCGAGACCCGCCGCACUCGCAGCGACCUGAGUACCCGGACUUGACGAGUCCAGAGGAGCGGUUGGGGAGUAAGUACGAGGAGACACGGAGUCUUCAGGAGCAGAAGCGUUGGCAGAGCUACGAGGAAGCACCGCUUUCGCGGCGCCGGAGUCUGGAGGACGGGAGCACCAAGAAGAAGGCGAAGUCCAAGUGGCUCGCGCGACUGGGGCUGGUGGGCCCGGGCAGUCUCAAGGAGCACCCGGACGGCGGCUCGUCCGUAAGCAAGGCGGAGCGCAAGGAGAUGGAGCGGCGCGAGAAGGAGCAGGAGC
Gregarina niphandrodes is the source of this 3523-nucleotide messenger RNA. RefSeq lists its product as hypothetical. The transcript has a single exon. The annotation marks the transcript as partial. Lineage: Eukaryota; Apicomplexa; Conoidasida; Eugregarinorida; Gregarinidae. The record is from RefSeq and is a predicted model, not a curated record.